AUGGCAGUUCUAAUGAGUUAUCAUAAGCUCAUUGAACGUGAUAGUAAACAUGUUGACUAUUGCUGGAAAUGCACAACAAUAUGCUUAUUGGUAUUAGCAGUUGUAUGCUGUUUCGCAGGAUCAUUGAGUCUUCAAAAAUUAGUUUUAGCAUAUGACGAUCACUGCAUCUUAGGAGCAGAUUUAAAAUUUAAACUAAAACCAGCUGUAAAUUCAUCAGGUUCAUCGAGUUUUGUUUAUGCAGAGACAAAGACAUUCACAUUGAAUGAUUAUUACACGCCAGAAAUUGCAAGCAGAUUAAGUCCUUUUGAUACGGGACAUACUUAUUCUGAAGAGCAGCUUAGUUUAUUAGAUGAAUUUCAAAUUGACGACAAAGAGACGAGCUGGGGAAAGUAUUCGACAUGUGACUUUGCUAUUUUCAUACCAAUCUUUCAGUUAUGCUUUGGAAUUAUCAUCACAGUAAUGUUCAUAAUUUGUGGAAAGGGUGGAAAAGCAGAACAAAGCUCCUUCCUCCCACAACCGUGGAGAAUUGUGACACCGUCAUUAAUAUUCUUCAUAGCAAUGACUUGCACAUCAAUAGCAAAUUUGACAAGCAUUCAUAAAGGAAUGAAUAGAUUCUGUGAAGGAUUUAUUAAUCAUGCGCCGGAUAUUGGAUGUUUAGUGUCAAUGAAUAAGUUUGCUAUAAAGGAUAUCUCAUUGAUUGUGCCAUCGAUCUUUUACAUAAGUGUACUUACAUUCAGUUGGAUCUUACUGACUUGUUGGGUAGUUCUUCUGUGCGUGAUGGCAGCAAGAGUGAUUUUUGUAAUUGACUUUCAGCUAGUAAGAGUAACAAUCAAGACAUGUGAGCAAUAUGAAGCUGACAAAUCAAAUUAUCAAGUCAUUGAGCCACAGGAACAGGAUAAAGAUGACAAUGUCGAAGAUGUCCUUUAUCAAGAACUUUUUCAAGAUUACACCAAAAAUCAUAAAAGCGCUUUUAAAGCUCGUCUAAAAAAGCUCAAGACUUUGUCAACUUGCGCAAUUUUGAUAAACAAUAGAAAAUCAUGA
Molecule: messenger RNA, 1041 nt
Organism: Chironomus riparius
Lineage: Eukaryota; Metazoa; Arthropoda; Insecta; Diptera; Chironomidae
Source: the annotation of a GenBank genome assembly